Messenger RNA from Liolophura sinensis, 1015 nucleotides. RefSeq lists its product as uncharacterized. The record is from RefSeq and is a predicted model, not a curated record. Gene Ontology annotation, biological process: CAAX-box protein processing. Gene Ontology annotation, molecular function: metalloendopeptidase activity. NCBI's taxonomy places the organism in Eukaryota, Metazoa, Mollusca, Polyplacophora, Chitonida, Chitonidae. Gene Ontology annotation, cellular component: membrane. The transcript has 6 exons. Bases 114 to 932 code for a protein of 272 amino acids.
UUACAAUGGGAUCCAAUAUACAGCUCAUAUGAUAGAAAGGCGGCUGUUUCGAUUAAAUCAGGAUGCAUUGAUGUGUCACUGGUUUACGCCAUGACCAAGAAUUUCUGUUAAGGAUGACAGACUGCCAGUCCAGUCAACUAUACAGCAACAUGGAAUCGUCCUCCUGUUUGACUUUUGCCGCUAUGGUGAAUGCAGUAGUAACUUUGUGGGUUUGCAUCGGGAGACAAUGGUCCUUCUCAUUUCUGGCAAACGCAAUGUUUUUCCCAACCAUCCUGUCCGUCUUCUUCGUAGACAGUAUCUCAGGCUUUUUUGUGGAGAUCCUUGGACUUAAUCAAAUUGUCUGGUCCUUGGUAUAUUCAGUCUUAUCUGUUGGAAUUGUCUAUGCGGCAGUUUGGGCAUGUGUGGGACUGGAUCUGAUGAUGGGAUGGGGGAAAUGGAUUGAGAAACCAACUGGCAAUGGAAUACAUGACCACAACAGUAUCCAGUGGCGGGGUUUUCUUCGAGCUGCCGGCGAGGAGAUUGGUUGGCGAUGCUAUCUCUUACCCUGUUUGAUGAACAGUAUGUCUCCUUUCAUGGCCCUGUGUGUAAGCGGUAUUGCCUGGGGAUUGUUUCAUGUGGCAGUCAUGGUUGUCUUAGUGAGAAGGCUUCACCCACCCAGACCUGUACUAACUGUGGCCGUCCAGUGUUUGUGUGUUACCAUAUUCGCAUUCCCUCACGGAUGGGUGGCGAUAAAAGCCGGAUACGCCGUCUGGCCGAGCACAGUUAUGCACUGUGUGUGGAACCGUGUAAAUCCGCGAGUACUCGGGAGCAUCUAUACUCAUCAACCGGGUUUGAUUGCUGGCAAUCAGUGGCUGAUAAACGGAGAAGGACUUGCAGGGUGCGUCGUUAUGCUACCCGUGUGCGUUUUGAUUGUAUGGAAUUUGUCAUACUGACGGCAGGAAGACAGUAUUUCCUAGCAGACAAAAUAUAGCAUAUGUAUGUCAAAUACUAUUAACGCAUUAAGGUGCGUGUACAG